GAGGGGCGGGCCCUUGCGACGCGGCGGAGCGGGCGGCCAACGGGAGCGGCGGGUCCCCAACUGCCGGCUUUCAAAUCCUCCGCCUCCCCCCCGCCGCCCGGCCCCCGCCCUCUCCGGCAACGGCAGCGGCGGCGAGAGGGGGCCUGGGCCGGCGGCGGCGCGCGGAGCUUUUCUCGUGGAAGAAGUGGCAGCGGGGAGAGCUCUGCUCUUAACAUUGAGAAGGCAGAAAAAUGGCAUCAGAAGACAUCACCAAGCUUGCAGAGUCACUUGCCAAAACCAAAGUGGGUGGCGGACAGCUGAGCUUCAAAGGCCAGAGCCUUAAACUGAAUACGGCUGAAGAUGCCGAAGAAGUGAUCAAACAAAUUGAAGAAUUUGAUGGCCUGGAAGCAUUGCGCCUGGAAGGCAACACAGUGGGUGUGGAGGCAGCGAAGGUUAUUGCCAAAGCCCUGGAGAAGAAGUCAGAGCUCAAGAGGUGUCAUUGGAGUGACAUGUUCACUGGGAGGCUAAGAUCUGAGAUCCCUCCUGCUUUGAUCUCUUUGGGGGACGCACUCAUCACUGCUGGAGCCCAGCUGGUGGAGCUUGACCUGAGUGACAAUGCCUUUGGGCCAGACGGUGUGCGUGGCUUCGAGGCGCUGCUGAAGAGCCCUGCAUGUUACACCCUGCAGGAACUCAAGCUCAAUAACUGUGGCAUGGGCAUUGGUGGUGGCAAGAUAUUGGCAGCUGCUCUGAAAGAGUGUCACAGGAAAUCGAGUGCCCAGGGCAAGCCUCUUGCUUUGAAAAUAUUUGUGGCUGGCAGAAAUCGUCUGGAGAAUGAUGGUGCCACUGCCCUGGCUGAAGCUUUUGGGAUCAUUGGGACUCUGGAAGAGGUCCAUAUGCCACAGAAUGGAAUCAACCAUCCUGGCAUCACUGCACUGGCCCAGGCCUUUGCUAUCAACUCACUGCUUAAGGUUAUAAAUUUGAAUGACAACACCUUCACAGAGAAAGGAGCUGUGGCCAUGGCAGAGACACUGAAGUCACUAAGGCAGAUUGAAGUGAUCAACUUUGGAGACUGCCUGGUGCGUUCGAAGGGUGCUGUUGCUAUUGCAGAUGCUGUUAAAGAAGGGCUUCAUAAAUUAAAGGAACUGAACUUGUCCUUCUGUGAGAUCAAACGAGAUGCUGCUCUGACUGUUGCUGAAGCUAUUGAAGAUAAGGCAGAGUUGGAGAAGUUGGAUCUCAAUGGUAACUGCCUGGGAGAAGAGGGAUGUGAGCAACUGCAGGAGAUCCUUGAAGGCUUCAAUAUGGCAGCUGUGCUGGGAUCUUUGAGUGAUGAUGAAGGGGAAGAGGAGGAUGAUGAAGAAGAGGAAGAGGAUGAAGAAGAAGAGGAGGAGGAGGAAGAGGAGGAGGAAGAACAGCAACAGCUUAAGGAGAGAGGACAGGGAGAACAGGACUCAUUGACUCCUAAGAAGAUAAUUGAUUCACAGGAUUCAACUCCAGUGCCAUCUCCUCCUGUGGAUGUUGCCACAUUCCUUGCAUUCCCGUCACCAGAGAAGCUGCUGCGACUAGGACCAAAGUGUUCCGUGCUGAUAGCUCAGCAGACAGAUACAACUGAUGUAGAGAAAGUAGUUACAGCUCUCCUAAGGAUAUCUUCAGUCUUCAAAGAUGAAGCCCCAGUAAAAACAGCUGUGCAUGAAACAACAGAUGCCUUGAUGAGGAAAGCCUUCACUUCUGCCACGUUUAAUUCGGAUGCAUUUGUCACAAGACUCUUGAUCCACAUGGGACUACUUAAGAGUGAAGAGAAGAUCAAAACUGUCCCAAGCCUCUAUGGUAUUCUUAUGACUUUGAACCAUAUGGUCCAGCAAGAUUAUUUCCCCAAAUCCCUGGCUCCAGUUCUCACAGCUUUUGUCACAAAUUUGCAAGGUUUAGAGCAACACGUCUUGAUGGAAUGAGCCAGGCAAGCUACCUGGCUCUGAAGCAGUACAGAGGGCAAGCAGAGCUCUACCUGACUCAUCACACUGUGUUAACACGGAAGACUAGCAGAUCAGAACAGUACAAAACACAAAGACCGAGUAUGUUGCUAAAAGAAACUGUUGCUACCAUGACAGCAACAGGGUUAGUGAUUUUUUUUUGAAAGCUAAACUGAGAGCAAAGUGCUGAAGAAGCUGCUUUCACUGUCUGCUUCUGUUUAAUAUUACUUCUAGUACAGGUAUAGAAUCACACCCCUUUUUAGUUUCUUUAAUGUUGUAAAGCACAGCAAGUCCAACAGCUGUGGAAGCCAUACAUCAUCUUAAUUAAAUCAGUGUGAACUUUAGCAUUUGAAUUAGAAGAAACACCCCAAAUAAUACUUACCUUGAGAGAGGAAAAAAUAAAUACUUGUAUUCAGCAGUCAAGGGGAGGAACAGUCCAGAAUUGGCAAAUUAGCCAAAAAAAAAGCAGACAUCCAAAAUCCAUUUGGAACAUCUGAAAUCCAUUUGGAAUUUGGUGGCAAUUUGGUUCAUCAUGGACAAUGUGCCAUAUGGGGUCAGGACAGCUCUUUAAGGGGUUAUAGGACAAGGCUCAAACCUUCCUGAUUUUCAUGGGGUGGGAAUAUGCAGAAACUUGAGAGUUUGUGCUGCUGAAGGGCAGGGGCAUCAAAUAAAUACUUUGUGGUUGGUACAAAACACGGACAAGAGGGAUGCAGUCAAAUAUUGGCAGUCAGUCCUUUCUUAACUCUGCUAGGAUUGGAAGCAGGCUGCUGUGAAAGGGAAGAAGAAUUUUUGCAUAUGGUGGUGUGGCUGAAGCUGUGAAAGCUGAUGCAUGGUAGUGGCAUGUGUCUAGCAGUCAGCUGCUCUGAGUUUUGGAAAAUAAAACUAUGUAACUAGCUUGUUUACGCAUGUGUAAAUGCUACCCUACAGGCACCUCGGGUGGAACAGUUCAUCUCCUGUCCCCUCUUAAGCUUGAUCAGACCAGGAAUUAGGCAUUGUACCUGCCCAUGGUCCUGUGCUUUAGCAACUAAACAAAUAUAGCUCCAGCUUGAUCUUUGUAUGCUUAAGCAAGAAGUAUCAGGAGUUGCCAUGUGCAGUUGUCCAGCUAACAGGAUUUCUGCUGUUUCCUGCGCUGCUAAUACUGGCAUUGCUGUCUGCCAGUGAUCUUGCUUGCUGAUCAAAUGUAUACCUACAGCAUAAGGAUCCACUACCAGCCUUAAAAUAAAAGACCGAGGAAGACAAUGGCUUACUACUUUAUCAAGCGCUAAUUAUCCAGAGCCAGCUUGAUCAAAGCUAGGACUGUGUACUGUCUAUCAGACCUAACCACUUCAAACAGGAUUUAAAUCACUUGAAGUGGAGAAUACAUUAAAGGGGACUCUGCUUCACUGCUUUUGGCCCUGCUAAUGCUUGUCAGAUUACAGUGCCUGGAGUAGCCUUGUAAUUCAACUUAUGUAACCUUUAAGAAAAAUCUGCACGCAAUGGACACUGUCCCUGUCUGUGCGUGUGUGUAUGUAAGCUGGUCCAAGGCUCCAG
Molecule: messenger RNA, 3473 nt
Organism: Cygnus olor (mute swan)
Lineage: Eukaryota; Metazoa; Chordata; Aves; Anseriformes; Anatidae
Gene: RANGAP1
Product: Ran GTPase activating protein 1
Exons: 17
Coding region: 231-1925 (564 amino acids)
Biological process (GO): nucleocytoplasmic transport; signal transduction; activation of GTPase activity
Cellular component (GO): nucleus; perinuclear region of cytoplasm; cytosol
Molecular function (GO): small GTPase binding; GTPase activator activity
Source: RefSeq, a predicted model, not a curated record